AUCUACAUAGCGUGAAGUGUGUUCAGCAGCACAGCUCUGCUAUUCCUGGACCUGAACAGAACAGUGCGAGGAGCACAGCACGAGAGCUGAGCUGAGUCCUCGUGGCGUUCUAUGUCCCGUGUUACAAACGUUAAAACUGGAUAUAUAUUGUACACACAGAGGCUUUCUCCCUGAGUGUUGCUGUCUUCUGGGCUCAUCUUCAGCUAUGCUCGAACUCUUCAGGCUCCAUUGAACAUGUCGUCUUCAUAUGCUGCCGCUAUAUCGGCUCUCAUUACAGCCAACUCUUCUAAUCUAACUAUCCCGGUCAAACCCAGUCAUCACCCCUCCCCACGCCCAGCAGGAAAACCUAAAGCUUCCUCAAAGCCAGCCCACAGCCCUCCAGCUGCACAGACACAACCUCAUUCACCUGAGUCUCUGAAAUGUUUUGACGAGCAACAGGAGAAUCCAGAAGACUACGGCAUUGGUGGUUACUACCACGUAGAGAUUGGAGAUAUUUUCGUUGACCGUUACCAAGUGGUAAAAAAGUUGGGAUGGGGCCACUUCUCUACUGUAUGGCUCUGCUGGGAUAUGGUGAAGGGGCGUUUUGUGGCUCUGAAGGUGGUGAAGAGUGCUCAAACUUUCACAGAGACUGCACUGGAUGAGAUCAAACUCCUGAAAUGUGUAAGGGACGUUGACCCCAAAGAUCCAAACCGUGAGACCAUCGUGCAUCUCAUUGAUGACUUCAGGAUCACUACAGCAAAUGGAGAGCAUGUGUGCAUGGUUCUGGAGGUGCUGGGCCAUCAGUUGCUGAGGUGGAUCGUCAAAUCCAACUACACUGGCCUCCCGCUGCCCUGCGUCAAGAGCAUCCUCAGACAGGUUCUGCAGGGUUUAGAUUACCUGCACACUAAAUGCAAGAUCAUCCACACAGACAUCAAGCCUGAAAACAUCCUGCUGAGGGUGGAUGAGGUUUACAUUCAGAACCUGGCGGCAAACACAAAGCUGUGGCAGAUGCCAGUGUCCUCUGCUUUCACUGGCUCCACAGUGAAAACAAGCUCCAGAGAAAAACAGAGUUUGUCCAACAUGUUGGGGAAGCUGACCGGAGUUUUCCACACUAUUGGGGAGUGGUCCAGCAAGGUCUCCAGGAGCCCCAUUAAGCGACUGACAAGAAAAGACAGGAGUCGACGAGGACAGGAAAACGCAUCUGAGCAAAAUAAAAAAGACAAACUUCACGUUUCCUUCUCUGAAGACAUUACUCCACCUACCACGCCUCGCUCCACCUGUCCCUCUAAGCUCACAGCGGGUCCUAACGUCACAGUGAGGCGGCAGACGCUGCUUUUCGAAGAUGGACCGGACUCUGCGCCAUGCAGCCACAGAGAGUCCAUCUGCUCGUGGCCGGACCUCAACACACAGGCUCCCGUCUCUGGCUCCAGAUCAGGGUUAUUACAUCAGGCUUCAAACAAAGAGAUGCCUCUUCCUUCACCAUGCUCUCCCCGAGGUGACUCAGAUGUACUUUUGGAUCUACUAAAGCCCAAGAAUGCUGAAAAAAUCCUCAUCAAGAUUGCGGACCUGGGCAAUGCCUGCUGGGUGCACAAACACUUCACUGAAGACAUCCAGACGUGUCAGUACCGCUCUGUGGAGGUUCUGAUCGGGGCCGACUACGACACACCGUCUGAUAUCUGGAGCACUGCCUGCAUGGCUUUCGAGCUGGCCACAGGGGACUAUCUGUUCGAUCCACAAUCAGGAGCCGCAUUCUGCCGCGAGGAAGAUCACAUUGCCCACAUCAUUGAGCUGCUGGGAUCCCUUCCAUCCCAGUUUGCCCUGUCAGGAAGAAAUUCCAAACGAUUCUUCAACCAUAAAGGACAACUGCGACAAAUCUCCAACCUGAAGCCGUGGAGUUUGUUGGAGAUCCUGCUGGAUAAGUACGAGUGGCCGCGGGAGGAAGCCAUGCAGUUCAGCUCGUUCCUCCUGACCAUGUUGGAGCUGCAGCCGGAGAAAAGAGCCACAGCCGCCCAGUGUCUGAAACACCCCUGGAUCUCCUUCUAGUCAUGACUUGUUCAACGCCCAGUGGAAUAGCUGAUAUGGGGCUUGGACAACUAUGGGAUGUACAGCAGUCUGUCUGGUGCUGGCAUCACGAGCACAGCUUUUAUAGAUAUUUAUCACCUGAAUUUUUAUCACCUUUUCCCUAAUCAGGUUCCUUUGUCUUUAAGUAUUUUAAAGAGGCCCUAUUAUGCUAUUGUUCAGGUUAAAAUGUGUAUUUUGUGCCUCCACUGUGACAUGCUGACAUGCUUUAAUGUUCCAAAAGGUCACCUACAUUCUGCUGGAGCCAAUAGAAGUGCAAGAGUUUCGUAGUGAUGUCACUAUGUUCUAGAAGUAAACAAAGGUAUCCAUUGGAGGCGUUUCAGGCAGUGUAUGGGAGAGAAACUCCCUCUGGUGGGAACACAGGGAUUUCUGCAGGAAAGGGGAAACCCUAAAAAGCAUAUUAUGGCCUCUUUGAAUGUCGGUCUCUUCUAAUUAAGGCAUAGCAAUGACCAAAGAGAACGUUUGUCUGAAUGGAAAACCCACCUUGUUUUAUGAUCACAGCUAUCUUCAAUAUCAAUAAAUUGACCUAAGAUUG
This is a messenger RNA of Eleginops maclovinus (Patagonian blennie), 2593 nucleotides long. Its product is annotated as SRSF protein kinase 2-like. Lineage: Eukaryota; Metazoa; Chordata; Actinopteri; Perciformes; Eleginopidae. The record is from RefSeq and is a predicted model, not a curated record. The transcript has 15 exons. Gene Ontology annotation, cellular component: nucleus; cytoplasm. Gene Ontology annotation, biological process: peptidyl-serine phosphorylation; intracellular signal transduction; spliceosomal complex assembly. The coding region runs from base 235 to 2022 and encodes 595 amino acids. Gene Ontology annotation, molecular function: protein serine/threonine kinase activity; ATP binding.